This is a messenger RNA of Triplophysa dalaica, 2567 nucleotides long. Its product is annotated as B-cell CLL/lymphoma 7 protein family member A-like. NCBI's taxonomy places the organism in Eukaryota, Metazoa, Chordata, Actinopteri, Cypriniformes, Nemacheilidae. The transcript is spliced from 6 exons. Bases 77 to 682 code for a protein of 201 amino acids. The record is from RefSeq and is a predicted model, not a curated record.
GUUCACUGUACGCGAGUGCGCGCAUUGUGUGUGAGCGAACUGCCGGCGAGCUUAAAAAUAUUAUCGAGCGGCGGGAAUGUCUGGCAGGUCAGUGCGCGCGGAGACCCGGAGCAGAGCCAAAGAUGACGUCAAACGCGUUAUGGCGGCUAUUGACAAAGUACGAAAAUGGGAGAAGAAAUGGGUGACGGUCGGGGACACAUCACUGCGUAUCUUCAAAUGGGUCCCGGUGGCUGAAUCAAAAGCAGAUGACAAGAAUAAGAAGAAGAAGGGUAGAGAGGAGAAAUACGGAUCGGAGGCGACGACUCCGGAGAACAGUUCGUCUCCGGGAAUGAUGGACAUGCAGGAUGAGAACAGCAAUCAGAGCUCGAUAGCCGACUCCUCUCCUGUGAAGAUGGAGACCAGCUGUAGCACGAGCCCGACACCAGAGGUCACUGCGGCUUUACACACUGAUGAAAAGUGCAAUUCUCACACUGAUGAAAAGGCUGAGCAGCCUCCAGCCCUCGACAAAGAAAAUUGUAAAUCCACCGCUUCGGUGACGUCAGCAAGCAAAAAACUUCCGCAGUUAUCAGGGGAGAAGGACUCUCAUUUAGACGCCUCUAAAAACACUCAGGAAAGUGAAGAUGGUUCUCCACCCACUAAGAAAAGCAAAGUGGAAUCGUCUUCUCAGGAAUCAGAUAAAUAAAUAAGCUGACCAGUCUGCUCUCACACAUCACUGUCGCAACCAAUGAGGAAAACUUCCUUAACUCAACCAACCAUUCUUCAUCUUCACUGUUCACACACCGAUUGCCAAGUAGAGCUUCACCUUGUUCUUCUUCUUACCUCUUAAAGUUUGUGAAGCGGGGUGUGAAGACGUCACUGUGCCGGUGAACUGAUGCCCAAACACUGACCUGAUCCUGUGAGACGCGUACAGACUCCCUCCUGUACAAUAUACAGCAUUCCUUUAACAGUGAAUGAGAAACGUUGAAUUUCCUGCUGUGGUUUUCUUUUGUUAUUACAUUUAUGACUUUACUAGUAGUCUUUUUGCAACUUUCGCCAAUCACAAAGGUUGUCGUGCUGGGGCCCGUUUCAAUAAGGAGGUUCAACCAACACCGAGUUAAAAUGUGAACUCUUGAGUUUAUUUACACCGAGAUGCGAAGCUUUGUUUUUGGUUUCAGAAAAACUGAUUUGAGCAAGUUAUUUUAACUCUGGGUAGGCUGACCUUGAGUUUAGCGCGUGCACCAUGACUACGACAAGCCGUGAACAAUGGAGCUCCGAUAUUACGAAAACGCAACAUGGCGGCGGAAACAUACAGCUCUGCAUGCAGUGGAUUUACUAAUGUACUGAAAAUGACUUGAGUUUCAAUUAAGAAAUAGAUAAAUGUACCAAUAAACAAAUUAAUCAGUAAAUGAAUGAUAAAACAGAAAUAAUAAAACAAUAUUUGUAUGUUCUCACUCUCCAUCAGUGCUCUAGUUGUAAGCGUGAGACUCCGUGGUGUAUAAGACAUCUGUAGGGCGUCAGACUCAGAUUUGAGUAGGAAUGGCUGCACGUCUAAACAAAUUGUUUAUUUCCUUUAUCGCUUCAUUUCCGCAUGUAUGUCUGUAUUUAUUAAUUUCUUUAUUUGUGCACUUUAUUUACACAAGUAAUUUCUCAUCGUCCAUAGAAAAAAUGCUCUGAUAUAAUACACGCACGAUGGCUGAUGUUAUUGAUGAAUUGAUGGAUAUGUUUUGAUAUAUCUAAUUCACUGUAAAGAAAAAUGGUAGUUUUAAUAAAGAUAAAAAUGCGCAGGAAAAUGAUAAAUUCAGCUGGGAAAUCCUGAAAUCAAAGUGCAUCCCUAUGAAUAAAUGCAGCCUCUUCACAUGCAGGAUCCUCUAUAAAAGCCCAUAUGACAUGUUAGUCACUGAGAAGGCGUGAUCAAAAUGUGUGCCAUCAAUGACACCACUUGUGCUUUAAAAAGGGGGAGGAGAUCCCAAGAAACUCUGGGGUUCCAAAGAAAACCAGCUCCCGACCAGGUUAGGUUCACAGAGUAAGUUACUAUGGUUACUGACCCUGAGUAUAAGUUACCCCUCUUUUAGAAAUGGGCUUGAGUUACCCCGCUUUCUCGGGUUUGACAUACCUCGCAUUCUGAAACGGAAAACUCAGAGUUUCCCUCAUUUCAUGGUUAAUAUACUGAGUUUUCACUAAACCUCCUUUCUGAAAUGGGCCGCAGUUAUAGUGAGGGUGCUUAGUAUGGAAAAAAGAUUUUCUGAUGGGUUUUUUAUGUCGCUUUAGUUGUUUCUGAUCUGACAAACGCUUUGUUACACAUCAAGUUAUAAAUGUAGAAAAUAUACCUCAUCUCCAAACCGACUUGUGCUGGAAAAAAAUUCUUUACCGAUAGAAGAUAAGGUCAUUUUCAAAUAAGCCCAUUCUGGCUAAUGUAGCAAUGUUAAAGGAACUCCCAACAAUGGUUUACUGUUUAUUAUUUAAAUCAAAAACAUUUGGGACCUGGAUAUUUUCUUGAAAUUGUUCAUUUGGUUUUAUUUAUUCCAUCACUACUGCUUGUUUGUUUUAAGCUCAUUCAAGUUGUUUUAAUAAAAAAAUUAAAAUAUAAA